Molecule: messenger RNA, 742 nt
Organism: Paramecium pentaurelia
Lineage: Eukaryota; Ciliophora; Oligohymenophorea; Peniculida; Parameciidae
Source: the annotation of a GenBank genome assembly
UUAUGUUGAAAAUAAGAUGGAUAAGAAUUAAAAAAAAAGGAUUUCUAAAUAAUGUUUCAAAUAAGUUAAGAAAGAUAUUAUUGGAGAGAUCCUUGUUUGAUAUAUUGUGUGAUAUAUGGUAUUUUGAAACAAUAAAGAGACAUGUAAGAGUAUUUUUAAGUCCAUUUCUAAUUAAAAAAACUCCAGAAGAGAUCAUAGAAUCAUUUGAAGAUAUCAAUCCUUAAUUGAAGGAAGCAAUUUUAAGAAAAGGAACUAUUAAUUUAUUUCCUGAACCAAUUAAAAGAGAAUUAGUAGAAAAUUAUAUACAAGAAGAAGAUCAAUUAUAGAUUAAUUAGGAUAAAUAAUUGCAUUAAUAAGUAAUUUAACAACCAGUUAAGGUUGAACAUUGGGAUAGAUAUGGAGAUUAUGAAUAAUAUACAUAAAGAAAUAGAAAAAAUAACUCACAAACUUUAUUACAUGUUGUCUCUUUGUUAAUGCAUAAACCAAUAGUGAACAAGGAAAGUCAUAAAUUGAAUUUAAGAAAGUAUUAUGAUAUCAACAAUUUUAUAGAUUAUCAAAUAAAACAAAAUCCUUAUUGAUUGGAUCAAUUAUCUGUAUAAUGAUUCAAAUGUAUUUAUCGAAAUCUUCAAGAAGAAUCUAUCAAAAGGCAUUUACAGUCUUAUCUUCUAUGUCAUUAUUGGCAUUAGCUUCCACUGCUUUAGGAGUGAUGGCUUUAAGUAAUAAAAAAUAAAAAACAUUAUGA